AUGUCGUACCCACUGUUAUUGGGGCAUGCCCAGGAAACGUACAACAUAAGUGUCACGAACCAGUAUAAUGCCAGUGUUGACUAUACCUUAAGUGUAUUAGCUGAUGCAUCGUCCACGAGAUAUAUUCACUCCAACGUUCGGGAAAUUCACCAAAGUGAAUUGUACUUUGACGCUGGUGACAUCGUCAGUUCUGUGAAAAGCACCCACUUCUUCACAGGAGAGGAGGUUUUGACAUCCGCUGUGACCAAGGUAUAUAUGCCCGUCCAAAAGUUGAAUCUAACGUGUCCUUCCGUGGCAACACAGAACAAACCCUUUUUCUGCAAGAUGACCGUGCAAGAGGGAACCAACAUGGCUGCAGAUGUUAGCGUCAUCGGUUCAGGCAACCGAGUUACGUUUCAGAUGCCAGAUACCUCCAUCUACACCGUUGGGCACAUGGGUGGGACUGCAGGAUCUCAAACCACGCAUCAUAGCAAGAUUUACAUCUUGCAGAACCAGAUAUUCAAACAUGAAGGUUUAUUGAAGACCGUGCAAUACGAUGCUAUAGCAACAGGGACAAUUAUCUUUCAGGUAUAUCGUCCUGUGUGCUCGUCUGGCAGCACUUUCUGCAUGAAGUCAUACAAUUGUAUCGGAUCGACGGCGGCCUGCCAGGAUCAGACUGACCGAUGGGCAAUAACGUGUGCAAGUGACCAGUACUUCAGUUUUCCUGGCCGCACUUGCCGUGAUAGGGCUACUAAUGCCCGGAUAGACUGGUACUUCGCCAGCGACUGGAAUGCUAUGCCUGUGCAGACAUUGGAACUUGUAGGGGAAUACACACACGUUAUAAGCUCCACUGGUUUGGGUUUCGCUGUGCUUGACUCCAGCGCCAUUGAAGUCCAGCCGGGAGAUGUAUUUGCUUUCUAUAUGGAAAAUACCAUUACCAUCAAGCAUGCAGAUUCUACCGUUGCUGAAGAAACCUACUCCGAUGUCGGCAAUAACUGGGGCAAUCGCGUGCCCGGCGAGUACCAGAUCCCCGGUUCUUUUUCAGGAUCAAACACCAAGCACAUGGUCAAGGCGUUCGUCGUGCGCACGGUGACAACCUCGUUUGAGUACACAUUUUAUAACGCAGGCAACGUUACCUUGGAAGCGAUCGUGAGUAACCAAGAUAUGCUGCCUGGGGAUCAAAACUACAGAGCAAUCAAUGAUUCCGUCGGAAUAGAAGUUCAAGCUGUGAUAGCGAAUCUUACUUUCAACUUUGUUUCACAUGUUGCUACUAAUGCAUCGGUCAGUUUUGAUAUUCCGGCCCAUCCGGGCAGUAAGGUGACGUACAGCUGGCAGUUUGGAGAUGGACACACCGAAGAAGUAUAUCAAACACGCACCAUGAGUCACACUUACGUCAGCGAUGGCGUCUAUGGGAUCACUCUCUUUGCCUGGAAUGACGUCAGCAACAUGACUACCUAUGGAUGGAUUUCCAUUCAAGACACAAUUUUAGAUCUGGUAUUUGAAGCUGGCCAAGUCGUCACAGUCCAGUCCUAUCCAACUUUGGUAACAUGGACCAUAGCAUACGGUACCAAUGUGACCUAUGACAUUGCGUUCAGCGAUGGUAAUACAUACCAGCUAUUGCAUGAUGCACCCCCAGACAUAGGCGUGGACGGACUCCAUUUAGGUUUGUCAGGGGCGCUAAACCACACAUUUGGUGAUAUCGGCAAUUACUCCGUGCACCUCACAGCCAGCAACGCCAUCAGCAGUCAGUCAGCCAUGCUGUACCUCCCAAUACAAAUCCCCAUACUAGACCUUUACAUCGAACCCCCAAACCCCAUCCCAUACGAUACAGAAGUCACCAUUGUUGUCACCACAACCAAUGGAACCAAUGCCGUGUACGAGUCAACGUUCGACGGAUAUCCUACCAGAAAUUUAUCUAUGACUCUCCGAACAAAGACCAUGACCGGAGUGAGACAGGUUCCCUGCACGUUUACAACCGCUGCCCCCUACGCCGUUACUGUCUACCAGAAUGGAUCAUACCCUGACGUAAAUGAAACUGCAGCAGGUGGUUACUAUGGCGGAAUUAUGAAUGAAACUGCAGCAGGUGGUUACGGAUAUACAAAUGUGAAUGAAUCUGAUGAUGGUUAUUUUUACCAUAAUGGAACUGAUGGCAGUUAUGGGUACCAUAAUGGAACUGAUGGCAAUUAUGGAUACCAUAACGAUUCUUCGGCUGAGGGUGCUGCCGGCGGUGAUUAUCCAGGCACAACAAGUAUUCCUAUGUGUGAUGAGUUAUACGAGUACGAGGUCCCUGAUGGCCACGCCAUUGAUGGUUUUGUACAUAUCAUACCAGAUGAUUACUAUCGAACCAUCGGUAACUACACCCUCGUCGUGUCUGGUAGCAAUCUUGUUAACUUUGCAAACGCAAGUGCCGUCUUAUGGGUAGAUUACCUGAUAGAGAACUAUACGGUUGAGGUGGAAGAGUUCUACAUAACCCCCGGGAGGGAAAUCAACUUCACCCACGCUGUUUACCGUGCCUCUCGAUUCAACCUUACCGCGGACUACGCUGACGGUUUCCAACAUAAUUUGUAUCGUGGCGUCAUGUUAGAGCCCGAGAACAUAGUUUUACGACACGCCUGGGCUACUGCAGAUAACUAUACGGUCAACUUGACCAUGGUUAACCCAGUGGACAAUCAGACCAUCCAGUAUGAAAUUAUCGUUCAGAAUGCAGUAGAAGGACUGACCUUAGUAACAAAUUCUCCGGUGGCUCUCUAUCCCAACUCUGUGUCUGUUGGACUAUUUGAAAUCCAUUAUGACGGUGUACCUCUGCUGGGAACAGAUAUGUUUGCAUCGUACACAUUCGGCGACAGAAGCAAUAUUACACGAUAUGUCAUCGUCAACGAAACUACGCCGCAUCCCACCACCCACAACUACUCUGUAUACGGCACGUACCCCAUCACACUGAAUGUCUCCAACUAUGUCAGUUUUAUGGAAUUUAGCACCAAUUUGGUUGUGGAUCAGGCAAUUCUGAAUAUGACCAUUGAACCCGACCCUCAGUUCGUACAGAUAAACACACUGUGUAUGGUUACCGUAACGGUUGCCUGGGGAACUCGAUUAAACCUGACAUGGGACUUUGGAGACGGCACCCCAACAUACACCACGGACUACAAAACCAACGAAACGAACACCGAAUUUCAUAAUUACACUACAGCCGGCAAUUUCUACAUUACCAUCACUGCUAUGAACUCUGUCGGUACACUUAUAAAAACAAUUACAGACCCCAUUAUUAUUCAGUUUCCAGUUACAGGGUUCAUGUUAACUGGACGUAAACAGUCUCUAAUAGAACCGCCAGAGUGGCUGGUAGUGGUACCUUUCAAAUUCUACCAUGAACGAGCGAUCCCAUUACCAUCUAAUGCGUCUUAUUACAUAGACUACGGGGAUGGUACUCAGAGUGUGACCCGACCUCUACCCGACCACGGAGACCCCGCCCUGGACGACGGUGACUAUGAACACAUGUUUUCAUUUGAUCAUGGAUACAGCACCGGCAAUGUGUAUACGGUCACAGUAGUGGUGUUCAACCUUGCUGACAAUGUAACGUUCACAUACGAUGUCGAUGUCUUCGAAAGUAUUACCAACUUGAGCAAAGCGGUAUUUGCCAUUGAGGAAGACAACAACGGUACCAUUAUCUUAAAGGCUAAGGGCGUUGGACCGGGUUCCAUUUAUUAUCCUUUAGAAAAAUUAGUCUAUUUAGACGUCUCGAUGAAUAGAGGAUCUCACGUCACCUACCACUGGGAGUUUGGAGAUGGUUUUGUUCAAACUGUCUACAAUGAACCAUAUAUCAAAUACCUUUAUAAUGAACCCGGCACCUACACCAUCAAGCUUAACGCUUCCAACCCCCUGAAUAACGUUGUCAUUGAAAAGACUAUAAUAGUUCAGAGGAGUUGCAUCGAUACUGAAAUAUGGGUGGAAGAGCCAGCUCCUAGGAAUACCACCUUCAACUUCCAGAUCUACCCAGGUACCAUAGGCUCCGAUGCUUGCUACUUCAUUAACUUUAAGGACCCCAUGUCAGACGAAAACUAUUUGGCGUUUUUGGGAAACCAAGCUGAAUGCGAGCAGACUUAUCCAAACAGCUGGGCCUUACAGCCACGUCGGUUCGUUCCUUACGCCGCUUCAGAUCUUGAGGCCAUGCGCGCCCCGGGUCAAAGGUUGUCUUUGACGUUUCCGCACGUGUUCCAAACCCCAGGCGUCUGGAACGUCACCAUGAUUGCCCACAAUAAAGUCUCCCGCAGCGAGUCAUACUGGGUGUCCGGGGUGACUCGUGGUGGAUGA
Molecule: messenger RNA, 4284 nt
Organism: Lingula anatina
Lineage: Eukaryota; Metazoa; Brachiopoda; Lingulata; Lingulida; Lingulidae
Product: polycystin-1
Biological process (GO): calcium ion transport; detection of mechanical stimulus
Cellular component (GO): plasma membrane
Molecular function (GO): protein binding; calcium channel activity
Source: RefSeq, a predicted model, not a curated record